AUGGAACUGAACCUGAGAAUAUACAGCAUUACAGGUAUUUUAAUUACUGCCCCUCUCUCUCUUGCAGUACUUUCACUUCCAGUAGCAAAUCCAACACUUAAAGAUGACUCUAAGGUGAUGAAGUGCAUUGCCGAGGUAAUUUCCGAUACAGUGUCAAAGCCAAAUCCACUCCCAGUCAGCCAGGAAUGCCUAGAUAUUCUUCAAGGAGAUGAAAGAAUCCACUCCAUCCUUCGUCAUCAAAACCUGCUAAAGGAAUUUCAACAGAUCGCAGCCCAAGGUGCAAAUGAAAGGACAGAACAACAGAAGAAAAACCGGGGAUUUGAAGAUGAGCUCUCCGAGGUCCUUGAAAGCCAAAGCAACGCGAAUGCAGAGAGAGAACUCAAGGGGACCCCUGAUGAAGAACUUGCUGCUUCCCUGGCCAAGCUAGAGGUGGAGAAGGACUGGAAACACAGUGAAAUUGACGCUUCCAAAGAGGAGGGGAAAAACAACUUGCAAGAGAGGGAACCGAGGGCACAAAACCUCGACUCUGAAGAUGGGAAGGAGAAUGCAGUGAGAUUUGAGAGCAAUGAAGUUGGUGAGGCUGAAGAAUUGCCUUGGGAUGACACUGCUGACAAUCGUAUCCACAGUGAUGUCCGAGAUGAGGAGGUGGCUGAGCAGAGAAGCCAAGAGGAGGAAGAAGCUGCAGAGUUAGAUGAGUUUGAAGAUGAGAAGGAGCAGGUUUCCAAACACAGUCAAGAGGAAAGCAGAGAGGAGGGAGGGGACAGUGUCCAAGAACAAGCUGAGGAAGAGGAGGAAGAAGAGGAUGAGGAUGUGAUAAGGGAUGAAGAAGAGGAAGAAAAAGAGAGGAGCACCUCUGAAGAGGCACAUCCUACCAGUUCUGAGGAUGUGGAUGGUGAAAGGGAAGAUGAGAACCAAGACACAAAGGAGUCUGAACAUGAUGAGAAGCCUUCAGAAGAAGAAGAGAAAUACCACAGUGCAAAGAGACUGAGACAUCACUCUUCAGCUGAGAGAAGGCAGGAUGAAGUUACCUCCAAAGCCAGGGAUCCUGAGAGUGAAGAAGCAGGAGAGGAGUCCUCCAGAGAGCUGGAGGAUGCCAAGAGGUGGAACAAAAUGGAUGAGCUGGCCAAGCAACUGACCACUACUAAGCGUGUUGAGGAAGAGGAAAGUGAUGAAGACCCUGACCGGUCCAUGAAACUGGCUCUCAGGUCCCAUAACCCUGAAGAGGAGGAGAGGAGGCCACUGAACCAUCAUUCAAAAGAGGAGAGUAGUGAACGUGGCGUUCCACUUGCUGCCAUACCUGAGGAAAAGAAGGAUGAAGAAGGAAGUGCCAACAGAAAGACCGAGGACCAAGAGCUGGAUAGUUUGGCAGCCAUAGAAGCUGAGCUGGAGAAAGUUGCCCACAAGCUCCAUGCCUUGAGAAGGGGCUGA
Messenger RNA from Varanus komodoensis (Komodo dragon), 1428 nucleotides. RefSeq names its product chromogranin A (gene CHGA). Gene Ontology annotation, cellular component: chromaffin granule. The record is from RefSeq and is a predicted model, not a curated record. The transcript has 7 exons. The coding region runs from base 1 to 1428 and encodes 475 amino acids. Gene Ontology annotation, biological process: negative regulation of insulin secretion; negative regulation of catecholamine secretion; defense response to bacterium. Lineage: Eukaryota; Metazoa; Chordata; Lepidosauria; Squamata; Varanidae.